AUGCCUGUUGUCCCCAAGCUACUCUUGUCUCAAGCCGCUGUCUUUGCAGCUGGCUCUACAUCUGGUUCUGAUGAUACCAUCCCCAUUUCCCCUGCAUCGCCAGUUGGUCCGAGCUGCCUUGAUCGCAUCACUAUUCCUUCUGCGAGCAGUCUCGACACCAGCUGUUCAGUCUGGGAGACCUCACUUGUUCUUACCCCAGAUGAUAGCCUAUUGAUAUCAGAAGCCCCUACAACCAGUGCUGCUGCCAUAAAAGCCCCUAUCGAGCUUGCAGGAGAUGUCCACCUCUUCCUUCCCUUUGAUGUUCUCAGAGUAGAGCGCAAAGAUGUCCAAGAGAUGGAUCCUGCACAAGUGACCCAACAGUUCAAGACCGGAAUAUCCAAAAAGUAUUGGGCUGCACAGGACACACUCCAUUCCCUUGUUGGCAGCUGGGAUAAGUGGGUGGAGUAUGAUGCUGAGUUCCCACUACUUCUGCACAACGACAUUUGUACUUUUGAUGUGGAUGAUCUGAAAACUGCGCAGAAGAAAAAGAAGAUGCAAAAGCCAAAGAAGAAGCACGUUGCCAAGGGCUCACGCAAGGUAUCGUGGAUCUGGCGCAGCACCGAUAAGAUGAACAGUGAAGGUAUCGACUCAGACCCCACUGGCACUGCCAACAGCUGUGACCCACUCAAGGGCCCAAUAUUUUCCUUCCUUGAUGCCGUGCCUGAUAUAGACGCCAAAGGUAUUGAGGAUGAUGAAGACGAUGACGACAACGGAGUAUUGGAGCUUGAGGAAAGUGAGGCUGUCAUUGCAUACAUGGAGCUAAAGUUGUAA
This is a messenger RNA of Phanerochaete carnosa HHB-10118-sp, 810 nucleotides long. RefSeq lists its product as uncharacterized. The record is from RefSeq and is a predicted model, not a curated record. The transcript is spliced from 4 exons. Bases 1 to 810 code for a protein of 269 amino acids. Lineage: Eukaryota; Fungi; Basidiomycota; Agaricomycetes; Polyporales; Phanerochaetaceae.